Messenger RNA from Rangifer tarandus platyrhynchus (Svalbard reindeer), 423 nucleotides. The record is from the annotation of a GenBank genome assembly. NCBI's taxonomy places the organism in Eukaryota, Metazoa, Chordata, Mammalia, Artiodactyla, Cervidae.
AUGCUGGCCAGUGUCGAGGUCAAGCAGAGGCCUAAGAGAAAAGACAGCAGCUACCCCCUCCCACCUCCGUCUCUGGCCAAGCUCUACCCUCCAGAUCUGGGGAGAGACAAAAGGGAUGGAACAGGAGAUGGCCCCGAGAGAAUGGCCCGAACUCAAGAUGCCAUCGCGGGGAGGCAGCUGGCGGGGCUGCCUGGCCAGGUGUUCGCAGCCGCCCGCCUCGCCUGCCUCUUUCUCUCAUUUCCUUUCACAAAGUUCUCACAUAUACCCGCCGCCUGCGCAGCUGCUGUGGACUCGCCUGUCGGCCGCUCGCCUCACAUUGUCUGCGCUGGCUCGGAAGAUCCGAGAUGCCCAGAGGGACUCGGGACCCUGGAGCCGAGCAUCCCCUCUGUGACGGGCCAGCACGCGCCUGGAGCCCUCCCUUGA